This is a messenger RNA of Nomascus leucogenys (northern white-cheeked gibbon), 2590 nucleotides long. It is a transcript of the gene ALDH1A2, whose product is annotated as aldehyde dehydrogenase 1 family member A2. The record is from RefSeq and is a predicted model, not a curated record. NCBI's taxonomy places the organism in Eukaryota, Metazoa, Chordata, Mammalia, Primates, Hylobatidae. Gene Ontology annotation, molecular function: aldehyde dehydrogenase (NAD+) activity.
AUUCUGAGCACGGGGCGAGGGGGACUCGCCCCACCGCCACCUCUCCCUGACCCUCUGGCCACCAUGCACCUCGGCCCGGCUGAGGGGAGUCGGAGGGUUCGGGGAGAGGGCGUAGCUGCCGAGAGCCUGGCGCCCCUGCCCGGAGGAGAACGGAGGACGCCCUCCCGGGUCUCCGGAAAAGAAGGGGGACGGGGUUCGGUGGGCCCUGGGACGAGGAUGGGAGGGAACGUGGGCGACCUGGGAGCCGCCCUCCGCAGCCUAGACUUUCCCGGCCGCUCUCCGCUCCGAAGCAGCACCGGGCCGCUCCGGUCCCCGCCAGCCCCUGCCAGCUCCGCUUCCGGGGGCCACGACCCCCACUCGACUUCGGCCGCGGUGCGCCUCCCGCCGACUCUGACCCAGGGACCGGGAGACCAAAUCCGGCUGGCCGAGGCCCGCGGGCCGCGGCGCAAGUUCACGCUCCCACCGUCGAGGACGGUGGAGGCAGCGUGGGCGUGGGCUGGUCCCCGCGGCGGGGGGGCGGGGGCACCGGGCGUACUUGACCGUGGGCGCCAAGCGUCCCGGCCGCGCGGCGCGGCCUUUAUGUAAAUGGAGGCUGCGCCGGGCGUCCUAGGUAGGAUGGACCAGCCCCCCGCGCCUCGGCCCUCACGUCCAAUAAGAAGAGCCCCAGCUUGACACCUGCCUAUAUACAGGCAAGCGCGCCCCCGGACCGCGGACCGCGCGUACAGCCCACACUGCCCCACGCCGCGGGCUAGGGACACCCGGCCCGCCACCAUGACUUCCAGCAAGAUAGAGAUGCCCGGCGAGGUGAAGGCUGACCCCGCCGCCCUCAUGGCGUCCCUGCACCUCCUGCCGUCGCCCACGCCCAACCUCGAAAUCAAGUACACCAAGAUCUUUAUAAACAACGAGUGGCAGAACUCAGAGAGUGGGAGAGUGUUCCCUGUCUAUAAUCCAGCCACAGGAGAACAGGUGUGUGAAGUUCAAGAAGCAGACAAGGCAGAUGUAGACAAAGCAGUGCAGGCAGCCCGCCUGGCUUUCUCUCUUGGUUCAGUGUGGAGAAGGAUGGAUGCUUCAGAAAGAGGACGUCUGUUGGAUAAGCUUGCAGACUUGGUGGAACGGGACAGGGCAGUUCUUGCAACCAUGGAAUCCCUAAAUGGUGGCAAACCAUUCCUGCAAGCUUUUUAUGUGGAUUUGCAGGGCGUCAUCAAAACCCUUCGAUAUUAUGCAGGCUGGGCUGAUAAAAUUCAUGGGAUGACCAUUCCUGUAGAUGGAGACUAUUUUACCUUUACAAGACAUGAACCCAUUGGAGUGUGUGGACAGAUCAUCCCAUGGAACUUCCCCCUGCUGAUGUUUGCCUGGAAAAUUGCUCCAGCUUUGUGCUGUGGCAAUACAGUAGUUAUUAAGCCAGCAGAGCAAACACCACUCAGUGCACUCUACAUGGGAGCCCUCAUCAAGGAGGCUGGCUUUCCUCCCGGGGUCAUCAAUAUUUUGCCAGGAUAUGGGCCAACGGCUGGGGCAGCAAUAGCUUCUCACACUGGCAUAGACAAGAUUGCAUUCACAGGGUCUACUGAGGUUGGAAAGCUUAUCCAAGAAGCAGCUGGAAGAAGUAAUUUGAAGAGAGUAACUCUGGAACUUGGAGGCAAAAGUCCUAAUAUUAUUUUUGCUGAUGCUGAUUUGGACUAUGCUGUGGAGCAGGCCCACCAGGGUGUGUUCUUCAAUCAAGGCCAGUGCUGCACUGCAGGCUCUCGCAUCUUCGUGGAGGAGUCCAUCUAUGAGGAGUUUGUGAGAAGAAGCGUGGAGCGGGCCAAGAGGCGCAUAGUGGGGAGUCCCUUUGACCCCACCACUGAGCAGGGUCCCCAGAUUGAUAAGAAACAGUACAACAAGAUCUUGGAACUCAUCCAGAGUGGUGUGGCCGAGGGUGCCAAGCUGGAAUGUGGAGGCAAAGGACUGGGCCGAAAGGGGUUUUUCAUUGAGCCCACAGUGUUUUCCAACGUCACUGAUGAUAUGCGGAUUGCCAAGGAGGAGAUCUUUGGCCCUGUUCAGGAAAUUUUGAGAUUUAAGACGAUGGAUGAAGUUAUUGAAAGAGCCAAUAACUCAGACUUUGGACUCGUAGCAGCUGUCUUUACUAAUGACAUCAACAAGGCCCUCACAGUGUCUUCUGCAAUGCAAGCUGGGACUGUUUGGAUCAAUUGUUACAAUGCCUUAAAUGCCCAGAGCCCCUUUGGGGGAUUCAAGAUGUCUGGAAAUGGGAGAGAAAUGGGAGAAUUCGGCUUGCGGGAGUACUCAGAAGUUAAGACUGUGACAGUAAAGAUCCCCCAGAAGAACUCCUAAGAAGGCCAAGAAUCUCCACUUGCUGUUACUUACAAACGACAAUGCAUUCAGCAGCCCAAUGCCGUGAGCCCUGACAGAUGCCGUAUUUCUGAGUGCUUCCAUGUGAAUGCUGCCCUCCUGUAGCAUGUGUCCAAGCAGACAUAGCCACUAACCAACUAGUUACCUUUGGACUGCAACAUAAAAUGUGAAAAUGAAGAUUUAUUUCUUUUAAUUUACUUAAAAAGAAACCUCUGUGCUAGCAAUAAAGCAUUUAUAUUGUGUA